GACGGUUCAGAGUUUGGAUCGCGGAAGAAAAGUCGCUCUUAUACAAAGAAUACUCGACCGGAAUCUUUUGCGCAUCAUAGACGCAUGCGCCGGCGUCAGUAACAGUGAAUGCGCUCCGUCACCAAGCCCUAGAGACAUGUUAUCACGCCGCCGACCGACAUGGAAGUGGAAGCAACGAGUCUCGGGCAUGCUGCCUUUGCGCCUCUCGAUUACGAAACCCCUCAAGCACCGUCGCCCUCUCCCUUGAAUUCGCCAUGGCCCGAGCUAGAGACACAUCUGGACCAGCCGGAGGAAGGAGCGCCCCAAGUCGAACAACAUACAAGUCUAGCGUCGCAAAGCCGUCAGAAUGGCAAUCAAGAGGGCGAGGAAGUCGCGCAACAGAGUCAAAGACACGACGCACAGAAUGCAGUGCCACCUGUCCCAGACAAUCAAACCAUCGCCCGAAAUACACAUCCAGAGACACUAUCGCAUCCAUUGCCCGAGCCUGCCAAGAUUUCGCCCAAACCUCCGACGAAGCCUAUGUCCCUAGCACAGUCGCUGUUCCCCGAAGACUUCGAAGACGAAGCAGCAGACGAGACCGAGCUUCCAGCAACGGCUGGUCAGGCAGAGCCAGUCCAGUCUGAAGCCUUCCCGCAGACACAGACGCAGCCAGAGCAGCAAACACUAUCUCCGACACAAGACCAGCAGCCGAAGUCGCUCGAACUCUCUGUGCUUGACAAUCAAGACCUACCACUCUCCAUCGCCCCGCAUGAAUCCAUUGACCCUCUGGAUCAGUCCGUCGACCCCCUAGACCAAUCGCAUCCUUUCCAACCACAAACCCCUACCAAAGACUACUCCGAACUUGCAAAUGCCGUAGCCGACUUGAAUCUACCCACGAACUCUCUCUUCCCUGCAGACCUCGCUCUUGCCUCGUACGAGGCAGAAGAAGCUGCUCCUGUUCAGGACAUUGCGCAGAACGAUCCCAUGCAAGCCUUCGCGAAGUUGCAAUUUCCCGAUGGCGACUUCUACGUCAACACAUAUGCUGUGGAGCUAGGACGUGAUCUGAAUGCUGCAAAGUUCGAGCGAAAGGCAGGUCGUAAACAGCACAAGAUGAAGUUGAACCGCGACGUUCAGAUGGAGCAAGACGCCGAGAUGAACCUAGACGAAGACGGACACAGCGUGGCACCGCGUAGCAACGUCAGUGAAACCGGUGGCAUUGUUGGUGUCAACAUCGACUACGACAGCGAGGAGGCGGCCGAAGAGGCGAAGCGACGCAAGCGCAAGCAGUUCCGCUCCACAAACUCGUCUCACUCUGUGGACCCCACCUCCCUCCUCACCAAUCCUUACGACCUCUUGCUUGACUCGCAGCCACAACAGGACAAGCCCUUCGAGUACGAGUGUCCCUUUAUUCCCAUCCACCCUCAAGCCGGUCAAUCCUUCAAGAACAUUUCUCGAAAACACAUCCGUAUCGAGUACAAUCUGCAGAAGGCUUACUGGGAGAUGCUUGUCAAGGGCAGAAAUGGUGUCUUUCAUGACGACACUCACGUCGACAAAGACUCUCUGAUUAAACUACACCAUGGGAGCGAAAUUCUAAUUCAAGGCAUCACCAUCAUCUUCAAGCUGCCUGACAACGCCCGUAAUGAGGACGAGGAGGAAGAGCCCGUUCACAUUCUUUCCGACACGGACAGUUCUCUGUCUGACUUGGACAGUGUCGACAGUGUCGCUUUUGCACAUGACGACGAAGAUGUAGACUUGUCAUCUGAAGACGAGCCACUACGCCUCAAACGGCCUGUUCAGAAGAAGGAACCUCCUCGUAGUAGGAUAGUCAAGCUCAAGUUCACGCUCAAGAAGAACUUCCCUGCUGUUGCUGGUUUGCCCGUCGAGAAGGAAGAUAAGAAGGAGAAGGAGAAGGAGAAAGAGAAAGAAAAGGAGAAGAAGAAAGACAAGGAGAAGAUCAAGGAAAAGAUCAAGGAGAAAGAGAAAGAGCCUGAGAAGGAAAAGAUGCCCGAGAAAGUCAAGGUCAAGGAAAAGGAAAAGGAAAAGGACAACGAAAAGGAGAAAGAGAGACGGCAUUCCAAGUCUGGCAAACAGUCCAUCAAGACCGACAAACCUGCGAGAGUCGAAAAGGCAGAGAAGAUGCCUAGAACUCCCAAGGUGGACAAGGUCGAGAAGCCUGUGCACAAACUUGACCUUCCCAACAAGGCAGAGGCAAUCGAAAAGAUCGAAACGCCAAAGCAAGUCGAAAAGGCCGCCGAGAAGACAAUCGUGACGCCGCAGCAGCAACCCGAAAUCGUCGAGCAGAUGUUCGAAGAUCGCAGGGAAUCUGCCAUAUCCACUACCGAGAUGCCACCUCCCUCUCAGCCCGCCGACAUCAAGCAGUCUGUUGAGCCCGAUUCAUACGAAGCUCUUCAAGCACUACAAGUCACUCCAUCCCAGACCCCUCCUGCUGUUCCUGCAGAUCUACCUCCAGGUUCAAUCCUUGCUGGCUUGGCUCCAGAAGAGAUACCCCAGAAGCGCAAAGGACCUGGAAGACCUCCAAAGAACGGUGUCAUGUCGAAGCGUGACGAGGCAAUCAUCAAGCGAAAGACCAAAGAGUUGCAGAAGAUGGGCAAGAUUGUUCCUCCACUUGCUGAACUUUUAGCUCUUGCCAGGGCCGAAGGCGGAAGCACUACCAAGAAGGACUCCAAGCCCGAGGAUGGCCGCGAAGGAGAGGGCUUGAGUCAGUCGGUUGAGAUCGACCCUGCACUCAUGGCCAUUCAAGAGCACAACGCCGCCACACCUUCGGCCGAAGUCAAGACUGAAGGAGGUAUGCCCGCUGCUCAGCCGACUCCGGAUAAAGAUGCGAACAAGCCCAAGCGAAUUGUCAAGUCUCCGUCCCCGCAAAAGCCGGAAUCGGAGUACACCGAAGAGGAGCUUAAGAAGCCAACUCAGACGUAUGUUGUUCUAAUACACGAGGCUCUGUCAAAAGCCCCGAAUGGUGUUAUGGAUUUGCAGCAGAUCUACGACGCCAUGCAGAAGAUGUAUCCUCAUUUCAAGUACAGGAGUACCACUCACGGCUGGCAAAGUAGUGUCCGUCACAAUCUUAUCAGCAGUGAGGCUUUCGAGGAAGCAGGCAAGAUCGGCAAAGGCAGACUUUGGAAGAUUAACCCGAACGUUUCGAUUGACAAAGAGAAGAAACGCAAGGCUCCAACGCCUCCCCCGGAUAACAGGCAGCAACAGCAGCAACAGUAUCCGUACUAUCCGAACAACCAGUACCCGUACGGCCAUCCCGGAGCUCCUGCUUAUGGAGCGUAUGCUAGACCAAGCCCCUACGGAACGCCGUAUGGUCCGCCAACUGUGCAGAACGUGGCGCGACCACCCGUGCCGACGCCACAGCAGAAGCCUGGCACCUACUAUUCUCCUUACGCGUCGACCACACCAGGUGCUGCCGCUGCCGGCUCGCCGUAUGGCCCACCGAGUAGAGCACCCUACGCGCCUUACCCGCAACCUCCUCGGCCGCCUGGUAACGCAUAUGGACAACCACCGCAGCCACCUCAACCACAGCCUGGUCAACCCCCAGUUCCAGCUCAGCAAGGCCAAGCAACACCUGGUCAAGCCCCCCCACCACCGCCGGGCCAAUUACAGGAAUCUCCGGCACAACCUGGUCAACCUCCCCGUCCGCCAUAUGGGCAACCCAAUCAACCGAUGGGAAAUCAAGCCCCUGGACAACAAAAUGGUCAGCCGCCAUACGUCCCCCAAGGCCAGCAACCACCACGACCUGUGAUGGCUCCAGGACCAGCACCUGGUCAAGCCCCGCCUCUGCCACCACAGAACCAGAGCGGCAUAACUUCGGAAAAGAUGAUCGACAAUAUCAUGGACUACCAUAAGAGGUAUCUCAGUAACUUCCAGGGCCCAGAGCAGGAAAAACACAGAGCGAUUUUCCGAAGGGCAACCAACAGACACAUUCAUCGUGGCCAAGACCAUGGUCCGUUCGAGUCAGAGGAAGAAGAAAAGCUUUAUAAAGCUAUUCACGACAUCAUCACUACUACUCAAGCCGAGACCGCUUCCGCAACUCCUUCACAACCUCAGAUGAAUGGUAUGCAAAAUGGUCAGCCUCAGGGCCAGGCACAGCCAGGUGCUGCACAGAGCAUAUCCGGUCCCAAUACACAGCCACAGGGGCCUCCUGGCCCAUAUCCUCCCCCUCCGGUGGGACAGGGACAGGGACAGCCGCCUGCUCCUCAACAGCAGACGCCAAAUGGUCAAGGUCCACAGGCAGUGGGACCACAAGCUGCUAGCGGGCCUCAUCCUGUUCAACAAACGACGGGAUCCAGCUCUGAACAAGCAUUGGCCGAAGCGCUCAAGACUGCUAUGCCUAGUGCACAAGCCUUCAGACAAGGUGCGCCCAUUGCACCCUACUAUCCGGGUCAAGCCCACCAGGGCAUUGCACCAAGACCCAGUCCCUAUGCGCAGCCACAAGCGCCGCAACAGCAAAGGAUGCAGCCACCACCAGGACAGCAGCAAGUGCCUCAAGCCCGUGCCUACAACGUUUCAGCUCCCCCUCCUCAACCGCAAGCACCGAGGCCGACGUUUACUGCACCACCGCAGCCUCAAUCUGCUGCCGCAACGCCGGCAUCUCAGACUCAGGCUACGACACCUGUCGCCCCAAGACCGGUCGCUCCUGCUCCAAGCCAGCCCGUCCAACAAUCGCCUGCGCCGGGACCAGCCGUUCAACCCGCGUCUGGAACCGCUUUCCAAGUCAAACCUGCUAUCCAGCCAGCCCCAGCACCUACAUCGGCACAUACACCGGCGCCUGCCAUUCAACCAGCUACGGGACCUGCAACACUGCAGACAUCAACGCCUUCAUCACAGGCUCAGCAACAAGUUCCUAAUUCUAGCCCUGCGACUGCUACAUCUGCUCCUCAGGCUCAACAACAAGCUCUGGCACCCGGACCUGCCGUCGUCGCGCCUGCUCCACAAGCCACUCCGACCCCGACAGCACCGGCACCUUCACCAUCUGUUGCUCAAGCCGCCACGCCCACGCCAGCACCUGUGGCAGCGACUCCUCCUGCAGAUCCCAACGCACAUGGCGGCCUGAAGCGCCCUAUCGAGAUUGACGAUGAUGGCGACCACGAAGCCAAGAAGCAAAAGACAGAUGACCAAGCCUAGACGUCUUGGUUCACCUGGAAGUGGUAAUGAAGUUUAGCGGUACGAAGUUUACGAGGCGUUGUCAUUGAGCAUUUUUCUUCUUCGUUGUUGAUUUUUAACUGUUGCUUUUUCUCGUUUUCCCAUCGGAGUUGUACAUCAUGGGCACAAGCAUGUCACAUGGAAGGUGUUUUCAUUCAUGUUUCAAGCGACGGAGCGGAUGGAUUGGGGCGUGUUGCAUGAACAAAAAUAAAGGGUGGGUUGAUAUCCUUCGAGCAACGGCGUUUUUCCAUUGUAGCAGCGGCGCAGUGCUAUAUUACUCUUACUUCCAAGAAUCAGAUGUUCGCGAUUGAAAGUUACCUCCACAUUCUCACCACAU
This is a messenger RNA of Aureobasidium pullulans EXF-150, 5479 nucleotides long. RefSeq lists its product as uncharacterized. The record is from RefSeq and is a predicted model, not a curated record. The transcript has a single exon. Bases 160 to 5124 code for a protein of 1654 amino acids. Gene Ontology annotation, molecular function: sequence-specific DNA binding; DNA-binding transcription factor activity; protein binding. Gene Ontology annotation, biological process: regulation of ribosomal protein gene transcription by RNA polymerase II. NCBI's taxonomy places the organism in Eukaryota, Fungi, Ascomycota, Dothideomycetes, Dothideales, Saccotheciaceae. Gene Ontology annotation, cellular component: nucleus.